AAUCAACGCCACCGUUGAGCCGAAGAAGAGCGGAGGCAAAAGCUACCAUGUUAGCUGCUUGUUAGCAUCGCCGUGUUCUGCCUGUUUCACCUUAAACUACAUGGAGAAGAAGAGCCGCCCUUCGUUUCUAAGACUAGAUGAAAAGAUGUAGCCACACAGGUGGGGGAUCCCUUCACUGACAUAAACCCUCCUGUUUUUGGGAUAAUCCUCCCCCUCUCCAGCCCUGGAGCUCCUCCAACUCUGACCAGGAGCUCGGAUCGGCAGCUUUAGUCCAUCCGUCCAUCCUCAGCCAUGCUGUUUUCUCUGAGGGAACUGGUCCAGUGGCUGGGCUUCGCCACCUUUGAACUGUUCCUCCACCUGCUGGCCCUGCUGGUCUUCAGCAUGCUGGUGGCCCUGAGGAUGGACCUGUUCGACGCCAAGCUGAGCUGGUGGCUGGUGUUUGUCCCCUUGUUUGCUGCAGACGGGCUCAGCACUUACUUCACGGCCAUCGUGUCCAUUCGGCUGUAUCAGGAGAAUGAGAAACGCCUGGCCGUUCUGCGGCUGCUGUGGGUGCUGACGGUUCUCAGCCUGAAGCUGGUCUGCGAGGUGCUGCUGUGCCAGAAGCUGGUCGACCAGGAGCGAGCCAGAGACCUGUGGUUCGGCCUUAUCGUGUCGCCUCUCUUCAUCCUGCUGCAGCUGCUGAUGAUUCGGGCAUGCAGGGUCAACUGAGGGCAAAGUGGGCUCCAUGAUGAUGCUGGAGCGGAGAGCACUCUCCAUCUGCCAUGAGAGAUUUUAGGGAUACAAGUGAUUUUUUUUUUUUCUUUUUCUUUUGAAAUGUCACCUUUUGUGAUAAAGCUUUUUUAUGUUUAGGUCACUAAGAAUCACCUAUAGCAGAAAAGCUUCAGGAAACAAGAAGAUAAUUGAGAAUAUUACCGCAAGGUUACUUGUGGGCUCAAAGACAUCUUGUCUGUGGUGUAGGUUUGGAAUACAGAAAGGCCGUUAACAUCAUAGUUACUGACUGAUGAUGAGCCAUAAGGAGAAGUAUGUUUCAGUUUGUGCAAAGGUCUUGAGUCAUCUUUUCUUUCUUUAUAAUUUCCUUCUAAGCAGUCAUUUUAUCUCCAGUCUUUCUCUAUUUAUGUUUAAAGUAUUUCAUCACAAUGCUAACAAACUAACCAAUUAAGAAAUAAUCAACAAAUCAGAAUGUCAUCAUUUUAAAUUGGCUAAAUAUCUCAGACUUUAUGAAAUG
Cyprinodon variegatus (sheepshead minnow) is the source of this 1225-nucleotide messenger RNA. It is a transcript of the gene tmem203, whose product is annotated as transmembrane protein 203. The record is from RefSeq and is a predicted model, not a curated record. Gene Ontology annotation, biological process: intracellular calcium ion homeostasis. Gene Ontology annotation, cellular component: endoplasmic reticulum. The transcript is spliced from 2 exons. Lineage: Eukaryota; Metazoa; Chordata; Actinopteri; Cyprinodontiformes; Cyprinodontidae. The coding region runs from base 292 to 708 and encodes 138 amino acids.